AUGGUGAUCUGGCUCGGGCAUAAAGAAAAUGCAUGCCCAUGGGAUGAUGAUGUAGGGAAGUCAGCUCUGUUCACUACAGGGGAAGGAGAUUCUGACGAUACAGAUGCCAAGAGCACAUUGAAUGAACCAAAUGCUGAGCAGAGCAUGAAGGAGGCCCAUGACCUACCGACCGGCAUGCCAUUCAUUAGGAACAACAAGGCCAUGACAACAAUAGUCGACAAGUCUGGAGUACAUACCUACAUUAUCAAGUAUUGCACAUGCCCAGAGGCCGCCACCACCGAUAUACAGUUGUUUCACAUGGUGCAGGACUUCGGCAAUGAAUUAUUACAGCAAGUUAAGGAGGAUGACCACGAGCACCUUUCCUCACUUGGUGCCAGUGAGCUUUGUGGUGCAUCAUCUGCCAUUUCAUUAAUUGCCAUGAAGGACCAUUACCAGGAGCUCAUGAGAGUGGCAAGACAAUGGCGGAAGUUGAAGCUCCUGAAGUGGAAUGGCUUCGGCCAUGAGAAAAAGGAAGUGAGACCUGGUGAUCUAGCCCUCUUUUUCAGUGAUGCCUUGUACAAGGAGCAUUUGGCCAUUGCUAAGGAUGCUGUGCAAUGCUCGGAGUGCAACAACCACCGCACAGUGAAUUUGGCAAAUGCAUCUCGUCACAGAUUGGAGGCCACUGGCAUCGGCGGAUGCGCAUGUGUGAGGCAUGAAUGUUUUGUCCUGCACGCCAUGGUAGAUUUUCAGAAGGGAGAAAGACAGAUGAAUAUGGAUUGUGCACUGUGCGAGGAAUUAAAACUCAAUGCCAAGGGCAUCUGCCAUAUAUUGACCUUCUAUGAUGUGAACUCACCGACAAGAAAACAGCAAGAGUUAAGGUUGUUAAUGGUGCAAGGCUGGUGGCCUGACGAGGCACACCAGAAAGGUGCAGCAACGUGGCUGGCAGAGGGCCUUGCUAUCGAGGAAGCCCAGGUCAUGCUGCAGAUGGAUGAUAUUGAUCGCUGGAUGGCGGCUGGAGCAAUAAUUCUCAGUGAGGAAUUAGGCGACAAUGACAUGCAGAUCAUGCAACCAGAUCUGUUAAUACUUCAAGAAGAGGCUGAAGAAGAUAUUGACAUCGAGCUUAGAGUGUUGAGCCGGAAAAGGGGGAACUCACGCUCUGGCAAGGGCAGACUUGGUGCAGACGAUGCACUGCUCAAGAGAUACCAACCAUUGACAAGGGAGCAUCUCAAGGUCAGUACUGCCGUCGCCGAUCCAAAUUCAAGAGGGCAGAGGGACAAUGUGUUAGCUUGGUUUUGGUCAUUGGAUGUCGAAGGGGACUCUGAUAGCAGUGACUGGCUGAAUGAGUUUUACCAUGUUCACUGGCUUCAUGCCAAGGCUAUGAGAGACUGA
Messenger RNA from Suillus discolor, 1368 nucleotides. RefSeq lists its product as uncharacterized. The record is from RefSeq and is a predicted model, not a curated record. The coding region runs from base 1 to 1368 and encodes 455 amino acids. Lineage: Eukaryota; Fungi; Basidiomycota; Agaricomycetes; Boletales; Suillaceae. The transcript is spliced from 9 exons.